Molecule: messenger RNA, 3515 nt
Organism: Seminavis robusta
Lineage: Eukaryota; Bacillariophyta; Bacillariophyceae; Naviculales; Naviculaceae
Source: the annotation of a GenBank genome assembly
UCGAUUGGUGCGAUCACCGUCGGUUGCUUGACCGGAUACAAAUGCGACCGAUGAGCAAACCAAUUCAUUUCGGAGUUGGUGAGGAAGGAUAGAAGUGAAGUACUAGUACAUGUAGAUCUUCAAGGUAGCCUCUCAUCUCUCUAGCUAGCAAACUGAAGACUCAUAUACCGGUAUUUGGGUAGGCCAGAGGAGCGGUAACUGGAUAGGCGAGACCAAUCUCUUCGAGCAAGCAAGCAAGUGGAACCAUGACGAGCUAUUAUUUUCAUUGUUGCCUUCUGUUUCUGUUGCCUGCAUUUUGUCAGGCGCAAUGCGGUGUGAGUCGACGCCGUCCUUGGCGAUCCCUGAGCUGUGGCGAACAGGAUCAAUUUCUCAAUGCCCUUCGAGCCCUCAAAGCAUCGGGGGUAUACGAUGACAUUGCCCGCGUUCAUUGGCUUACCGGUGGAGCGGCUCACAAUGUGCCCGCCUUUCUUCCGUGGCAUCGAUACUACCUGUGGGUCUUUGAACAGCAGCUCCAACGAGCCAGUGGCACGUGUGUUACCGUUCCCUUUUGGGAUUGGGAACGGCCGGAUUCUCUCGAGACCGUCUUUCGAGGAGGGACCUUUGGAAGCCAGAAUGGCGGAGGUUGCGUGGACAGUGGUGUGUCCCAGGGUUGGAAUUCCCAGGUGGAAGGAUGUCUGCGACGUGAAUUCAAUCGACGGUGGACCUUCUCGAGAGAUGUCGAGGUGCUCAGUCGCAUUACCAACUCCAACAAUUUUGCUUCCUUCUCUGUGGAACUGGAAGGGGCUCCUCAUGCAUCGGUGCAUCAGUUUAUAGGAGGACAAAUGAGAAAUACGUUCAGUUCCGAAGAUCCUCUAUUUUGGCUCCAUCAUGCCAAUGUCGAUCGCAUUUGGGCAUUGUGGCAAAACUAUCAAGGACAUCACAAUCUGGGUCCAGAGGAUUACGAGUGGGAGCACUACCACGCCAAUCUCGAUUCUCAACUUACGAUAAAUGGCGACAGAGGAGGAUACUUUGAUCGCCCAUCAAUACGACAGGUUUUGUCCAAUCGGGGACUCGUCAAUGUCCAAUACAUGGAUGACAAUUUGGCACGAAACUUGAUUCAAACCAGUGGGCAGUUUGCCCAAUCGAUCAAUGAAGGGUGGAACGUGCCUGUUCGAGCCAACGAGCAGUGUAAUGGAAACAACAAUAUCGGUGGUGGUGGUAACAACAACAACAAUGGAGGGAAUCAAGGAGGUCAAGGGAACCAACAAGGGCAGGGCCAGGAUCAACAACAAGGGCAAAAUCAAGGCCAGGGACAGCAGGAACAGGAACAACAACCACUCUGCCUUGCAACAGAUGACCCAUGUUUGCGAAACAACCAAUGCUGCAGUGGCCAAUGUUGGCGGGGAGAGUGCUGGGAUGAUGGCGGCAAUGAGGAACUGCCAAACUGUCUUGCGCCAGAUGAACCAUGCGUUCAAAAUCGCCAAUGUUGCAGUAGCCAGUGUUGGAGGGGAGAAUGCUUGGACGAUGGCAGCAAUCAACAACCGCAGCAGCAACCUCCUCAGCAAUCUGAGGAACAGACAACAUGUCGAGAGAUUGAACAAGCAUGCAACAGCCACGAUCAAUGUUGCAGCGGCCGGUGCCGACAAGGAGAGUGCUGGUCCAAUGAAAUCAAUAAUGGUGGAAAUCAGCCAAGCUGCCGAGAACUAUUGCAAGGUUGUAACCAAAACUCGCAGUGCUGUAGUGGACAAUGCGUACAAGGAAGUUGUUGGGACCUGAGUGUAGGCAACACCCCGCAAGAUAAUGAAGACCAACAGGCACGAACCUGUGGACUGGCAGGUAACCAAUGCAGGCGCAACAGACACUGUUGCAGCCGCUGGUGCCAAAGUGAUGGAACGUGCCGAGGCGAUGGCGGCGACAACAACAGCCAACAGCAGGAGGCACAACAGGGGGGAACUUGCAGAGAAGGGGACGAACCCUGCACUCGCAAUUCGCAUUGCUGCAGCCGCGCUUGCCGAGCGAGGACAAUGACCUGCCGUAGCCAAAGGCUACGUCGGGUCACUGCCAAUAAUGAAUAUUGGCAAAUUCCAUCUCAGGCGCCUGAGACCAAUGAAUAUUGGCAAACAAAGGAUCCUGUGAGUGGUCUUGAUGAACCGGAGUUGUCCAGCAUGGAACUGGACUCAAGGUGGCAUGAACUCAUGAACCUCUACAACGGGACUCGUCCAGAUUUGAUUUUUGAAAUCCUGGGACGAGAGGAUUGCGAGAAUCGAAGCGUUGCAGCAAAUCAUACCAUUGAAUCAGCGAGCUCUGAAUGGAUUCAAAGCUUGCACCUGCCGAACGAGACAAUGCAUACAUAUGACUGUCACUAUCUUAUUGUUCAUGGCACCGAAAACUGAUUUCUUCUUAAAGACACAAGGGGCUUUGCUUUGCUGGUUCUUCUGUGAAGGACAAAGACCAAAAGAGGAUGCCUUUAGCAGCGUGGCAAGUUCUAUAGAUUCUACAUAAUGCCCCAAGAUAUGACUUCUUGAUGCCUUAGCAUCUAAUACUCCGGCUUUGGGCUCAUGGGUCCUCAAGCACUUCUUAUCUGAAUCGAAUCCGUCAAUAAACCUUUGACUUUGUUUUUGUGUUAGAAGGAGGCGGUUUUGCUUUCGAUGCUUGAAAGGGCUCAAAGAACACACGGAGAAUUGAAUUUCAAUCUCCUUAUUAAUGACAGCUGAGCCAAGGACAGUUGUGGUGCUACAUUUACAUUGGUACCAGGUUAGCCAUUGCCAAAUCUUCGGGGAAAACAGCACAAUCAUUACAUAAACGAAAUCUAAACCUUUAUUUGCACAACACUGAGCAAUCCUUCUAUUGGCAAGAGCUCAAAUGUCCCUUUGUCGGCUUACUAGUACCGUUGCUGGUGCAAAAUGCCCCCAUGAUAUCGCCAGCUACCACCUGCAGUCAGAACGGACUCGACUCUACUCAUCUCUCAACAUUGAUAAUUGACCUUGAAUCGUCUAUGCAGGAAAAUCAGACAUGUGCGAAACCAAAGAAGCUUUCAUUUCGCUCGGCAAAGAGACUGCCGAAUCGAAUCGUUAGGCUUGCCUAGAGUAGCAUUCCACACCGCAAGAAUGGCAGGGAUCCUCCAAGUAGAAACAACACAUCAACUCCACGAGUUCUUUCAAUGGAAAACUACGGGUACACACUUCAAACUACGCGGAAACACUCUCAAUGACAGCCAGUACGGCAUCUGGGUGCACGCCUUCCCGUAGCAACUCCACAAUUGCCUUGAGUGCCGGUGUUGACAGUCCAGUAUCCAGCCGAUUGGAUAGUGCUUGGACCAGCUGCAACAACCUUGCCUCCUGUUCUUCAUCUUCUGGAGAAUUCAUCUUCUAAUCUUGCUAUCUCCACAGUAAAAGGCAAGCUGCCACUGUCCGCUGUUGUGGUCGUUUUGUCUUGAGAGUGGUUGCGGUUGUGGUGAUCCGCCAAUGGGGCUCUUUGGUAACACGAGGGGUGUUGUUGCCCCCCGCAAAGUGUGGAUCCAUCGUACACCCCCUACC